Molecule: messenger RNA, 3046 nt
Organism: Dryobates pubescens (Downy woodpecker)
Lineage: Eukaryota; Metazoa; Chordata; Aves; Piciformes; Picidae
Gene: RNF139
Product: ring finger protein 139
Exons: 2
Coding region: 176-2167 (663 amino acids)
Biological process (GO): ERAD pathway
Cellular component (GO): endoplasmic reticulum; endomembrane system
Molecular function (GO): zinc ion binding; ubiquitin protein ligase activity
Source: RefSeq, a predicted model, not a curated record
GCCGGCGCUGCCGAGGGAGCGCAGAGGAACAUGGAGGCGGCGGCGGCGCGGCGGGGGGCCCGGGCGGCGGGUGCAGGGCGGUAGCGAGCCCGCCGCCCGCCCUCCCCCCACUCCUGCCCUUUGUCGCUUUUUAAGAGGCGGGAGAGGGGGGUUGCUGACAGCCUCCUCGCAGGGGAUGGCACCCCCGGGCCCUCCGCGGCUUCCGUGGCUGCGGCUGGGCCCGCGGCUGCGGGCUGGGCUGGAGGUCGCGCUGCGGGUGCCCAGCCUAUUCCUCAUCGACGCCAUCUUCAACUCGUCCCCGCUGCCGGGGGGCUCCCUGUGCGCCGCGCUCCUGGGCGUGCUGCUGCGGCUGCUGGGUGUUUUUGUAUCCAGUGUUGUUCUGGUCUUACAACAGCGAGCACUUUUCAAGUUUUAUAUGAUCGCCUCUGCAUUUCUGCUGGCUGUGACUUCAGUGUUAGUGAAUUACUAUGCUUCUUUGCACAUAAACUUCUACAGUGCCUACUACACUGCUGCAUUUGGGAUUCAGAUCUUCCCUCAUAAAGGACCUUCGCUAUGGAUGGCACUUUCCAUCCUUCAGCUUACCUUCGGAAUUGGAUACGUUACAUUGCUAAAUGUGCAGUCCAUAUACUCUCAACUCAUCAUCCUGGAUAUACUGAUUCCCGUAAUUGGCUUGAUUGUUGAAUUACCUUUAAAUGUCCGUCAGAUACUAGUUUUCAUUUCAGGCCUAGUUCUGACACUAAAUACCACAGCCAUUUUAGUUAAGAAGAUGAAGUGGUUUUACUACUCGGUGCGGUACGUGUACCUGCUGGUGAGGCACAUGUACCGCAUUUAUGGAUUACAGCUGUUGAUGGAAGAUACGUGGAAGAGGAUUCGCUUUCCAGCUGUACUGCGUGUCUUCUGGCUAACCAGGCUUACAGCACAAGCUGUGGUAUUAACAUAUGUUGUAAAGAUGGCUGAAACUAAUACAGAAGAGAAAUUCUUCCUGAUAUCAUGGGAUAACUGCUGGGAACUGAUCUGCAGUCUGAUCAUAAGUGGCUGUGACUCUACCUUAACUGUGUUAGGCAUGAGUGCCGUCAUUUCCUCAAUAGCGCAUUAUUUGGGACUGGGUAUCUUGGCCUUCAUCGGAUCAACUGAUGAGGAUGACAAAAGGCUUGGUUUUGUAGCACCCGUCUUGUUCUUCAUUUUGGCUCUGCAGACUGGUUUAAGUGGACUGAAACCAGACGAACGGCUAGUUCGCCUGAGUCGAAACAUGUGCCUUUUGUUGACCGCAGUCCUGCAUUUUAUCCACGGAAUGACAGACCCUGUGCUGAUGUCUCUCAGUGCCUCCCACGUGUCAUCAUUCCGCAGACACUUCCCUGUACUGUUUGUUUCUGCUUGCCUUUUCAUCCUUCCAGUUCUGCUCAGCUAUGUCCUCUGGCACCACUAUGCAUUAAAUACCUGGCUUUUUGCAGUUACAGCAUUCUGUGUAGAGCUUUGCCUGAAAGUAAUAGUUUCUAUCACUGUUUAUAUAUUGUUUAUGAUUGAUGGCUACUAUAAUGUGCUAUGGGAGAAACUUGAUGAUUAUGUCUAUUAUGUUCGGUCAACUGGCAAUAUUAUUGAGUUUAUAUUUGGAGUGAUCAUGUUUGGAAAUGGAGCUUACACCAUGGUUUUUGAAUCGGGAAGCAAGAUCCGUGCUUGCAUGAUGUGUCUACACGCGUACUUCAACAUCUACCUGCAAGCAAAGAACGGCUGGAAGACUUUCAUAAAUCGCCGAACUGCUGUUAAGAAGAUAAACUCCCUUCCAGAGGUAAAAGGAAGUCGGUUACAGGAAAUAGAUGAUGUCUGUGCAAUCUGCUACCACGAGUUCACCACCUCUGCUCGCAUUACUCCAUGCAACCAUUACUUUCAUGCACUUUGUCUUCGGAAGUGGCUGUACAUUCAGGACACUUGCCCGAUGUGCCACCAGAAAGUGUACAUCGAGGACAAGGAAAAUGCCAAUAUCUCUAAUAACAACGGGUUUGUGGCACCAAAUGAAAAUCCUGUACAAGUUGCAGAAGAAGCUGCUGAUGCUGAAAAUGAACUGAAUGAAGAUAAUGAUAGUUCUGAUAGUGAUGAGGAAAACGAUGAGUGUGGGGCCCAGCACUUGAACGAGACUGUUAAUGUUGACUCUAACUCUCUUGGUGAUUAAGAUGCCCUUUAAUAAGCCGUGAGGUAUUUGUUUGCGAUUGAGUUCAACAGAAUAAAAGCAUCACUUUGUAGUUAUUGUACUUAAGCACAACAGCAGUAUCUCAGUGUUGAAUCUGUGAAUGGUGGUUGUUUACUGUGGUGUGUGCUACUGUAAAUAUACCUCUAAUUUUGGCUGGUCUCUUUCAUGACCACUUUAAAAUUAUGUACAUUAUUGUACAUGGAAUAAAAUGUUUUCACAUGUUUCUAAGAUGGUUGGAAAAAACACUCUUUAAUUGAUGUAGUGAUAAUGCUGUGCCAAAGACUGUAUACCAGUAAUCCCCAAUCACUGAGUUCUAAAUGCAAAUGAAAAAUACCAGUGAAAACAGACUGUUUAGAAGGUCAAAUCAUGAAUUAAAAGCCUGAACCAAAGCAGAUUUACUUAGAAAUUAAGUAUUAGCAGAGCUUUAUUGCUUAAAAACUAGUGAGCUGUGUUUUUAAAAGAGAAAAAUGUAGGCUGGUAGACUCAAUGUUACAGCAUUUGCAUAUGUGGCACAAGAGAGAAACUGCUAAGCUAUCUGGUGAUUGUAGUAAAGCGUGACCGUGGUGUGCUCAACACUUCCUGACUACCAGUAGUACGUUGAAGUGCUCUACCUGUGAGCUCAGCAGCCUGGUAUUUGCCUUGAUCCACAUACAGGUGUUAACAGGAACUGCUGACUUGGGCUGUCCUUAAAUUGAUCCUGAAUCUUGAUGAAAGGGAAACAGGGCUGAGAAACUGCACAAAUGCAGACCAUCUUUUCACAAGCAGCUUUAAUCUUGUACCAUAAAAAAACCAAAACAGACUACAUGUUGGCUUCCAUUGAUAAGAACUUGCAUAUACCAUAAAGUUUUUUCAAUAUAUUUA